GUAUUUACAAAAAGGAAAGACAUUAAUCUUAAUAAAUCAAGAGUGAGCUUCUGUAUACAUCACAUCUCAAGAAGCAUUCACAUAAAUACUCAAAGCUAGUGGAUACUGAAGAAAAAAAUAAUACUAUAAACAAAUUUCUGUUAAAAAAAAACAUUUUUUAUUUUUGUUACAUUUUUUGGUGCAUACACUAAUGUCAUCGUUACUUAAGGAGGAAAUGCAAAAACGGUUGUUUAGACCUGAUGGACAUCGACUGGAUGAGUUUAUUGAACUUGUUUAUUCGACACAAGGGAGAUAUUUUCUGUGUGUUGCAGUGACAAAAACUCAGGAAGUUGAAAUUUCUUUGGUGAAAUACAUCCGAUCAGAGGUGGAGGACAGCUAUGAAAAACUACAAACCUGGUUACUUAAAGAUUUGGUGCUGCUUGAUGGAAGAGAAUCAGAUACAGAUAACUCAUUCUUUGACAUGCAUUUUGAGAAAGUGUAUACACUGGAGGCCAUGAGCUGUGCUUCAAAGUAUGCCUUUGCUCGGUGUUUGGUACAACUGAGUGGAAAGGUUCAGAAGAAGGACCUUAAAAUUGCAAACUUUGACAUUACGUACAUUAAACCCACAUCCAUCUCCUCAAACAGAGGUGACUGUAUGUUCUUGAUGCAGAUUUGCUUCUAUGCUUUCAAUCUUGUGUGUUUGUCUCUCUGCCCUGUGCCCUAGAAAGCAUUACAAUGUUGCACCUUUACAAACACUUGAAAACAUUUCACAGUUUUUCACUCCUGUUUUACUAAUUCUAACAAGUUUGGAUUUGUGUUCACAGAAGAUGGAUCUGCAAAUAAUGAUCUUUUUUUCCAGCCCAGGUUUUAAAGAAAGAUGAAGGCUUUUCUAAUUUAAUUGAAAUAUGCUGCUUGAUGCCUUUUCUCUGCCCUCCUCUCUGAAGAUCUCCAAGUGCUUGGGAUUUCAAUGAUGUGUUGUGGAGAUGUCAUUCAGUUUAGCAUCAAUGACAAUGCUGAGUUUCUCCAAAGUGUUUGCCAAAAUGAAGCUAUUAAUUUUGUAUAAAAAAUUAGCCUUUAAUAGAAAUACAUAGGGUAGCUAUCAGUGGAACCAUACUGGAGAAGUUAACUUAUCACCAACUGCAUGUGUCCCUAUUCUUCAUGAUUUAUCUGUUUUUCUUAAUUAAAUGGCUAAAUUCCCAAACUAAAUUUGAAUAUAUUUAUAUAAAACAUAUUUUGUUAUUUUGUGUACUAUCGGUAAUCUGUAUUAUAGAAAUGGGA
Molecule: messenger RNA, 1257 nt
Organism: Erpetoichthys calabaricus (reedfish)
Lineage: Eukaryota; Metazoa; Chordata; Cladistia; Polypteriformes; Polypteridae
Gene: exoc1l
Product: exocyst complex component 1 like
Exons: 3
Coding region: 191-703 (170 amino acids)
Source: RefSeq, a predicted model, not a curated record